CCCCCCCCCCGCCCCCCCUUUAACCCCCUUCUUUUCUCGUAUAUACCUAUAUAUGAACGUGCUUGAGUUUCUGAAUCCGGGAAGAGAGACCAAACAAAGAAAUAAAUACACAAAGAAAGAAAGGAAAGGAAAGAAGGUUUUCAAUUGACAAUAUUUAAACUUCCUAUACCAUCAUCUCAUCUUCAAUCUCGCUCCUACCUAUCUAUUCCUCAGCAAUUACUUCACCUUAUCCAUCCAUCCAUCCACAAAAGAAAGAAAGAGAGAAAAAUGCCUCCAGGAUUUCCCGCCUUCCCUCAAAGUCGAUUCCCCAACGACAAACCCCCCACACUGUUCCACCCCGCAUCACCAAAACUCAAAGCCUCUAAACCCAUCACGCCCUCCAAAUCUAUGAAAGAUCCAGAAACCUUAUCCACGACCAGCACAUCCACAUUCUCAUCUACGGUGUCGUUGUUAAGAAAGAGCGUUAAACCUAUCUUUUCCAGGGCGAAAGAAGAAGGGAAAGAGGGGAGUGAUGAUGGUGGGGAGGAGAAGGAGAAUGGGAAUGUGGAUGGGAAGAGUGGUGUUUAAAGGGGGAAAUGAGGGGGCAUGCUGCGAAUGGAUUUAAUGGUUUGGGAGGUGCUGUUUUGAGGACGGGGAGGGGUACGUGGUACGUGGUACGCAGUGUGGUGGGAUAGCUCAUAUCACAUCCAUCGUUCUUUGGGAUUCGUCUAGGGUUGGAGUUCUGGGUGUGAAUCGAAGGUGCGCUGGAAAAGUCCACUUGGGAUGUCUUUGGCGGGUAUCAAAAGCUUUCGGGAUCGCGCU
Messenger RNA from Amorphotheca resinae ATCC 22711, 801 nucleotides. RefSeq lists its product as hypothetical. NCBI's taxonomy places the organism in Eukaryota, Fungi, Ascomycota, Leotiomycetes, Helotiales, Amorphothecaceae. The record is from RefSeq and is a predicted model, not a curated record. The coding region runs from base 268 to 567 and encodes 99 amino acids. The transcript is spliced from 2 exons.